Messenger RNA from Gryllus bimaculatus (two-spotted cricket), 1052 nucleotides. The record is from the annotation of a GenBank genome assembly. NCBI's taxonomy places the organism in Eukaryota, Metazoa, Arthropoda, Insecta, Orthoptera, Gryllidae.
UCAAGGCAGGUUGGGAUUCGAGCGCAGGGGGCACCUUGUUUUGAGGUACUGAUGUCAUACUAGGGCCCUGGCAUGACCAAAUUAGGAUGCCCCGAAUAAUAUUGAAAUAUUAAUGGGAGAAUGUGUCUGAAUCCUGGAAGAAGAUAAAAGGGAUACAAGAAAAUAAAACAUACAAUCGAAUCACGAUUAUAAGAAAUAACCUGUCGUUGGACCGCAGAAGCUGAAAAUUUGUGUCGUGUUAUCACUUUAUACCGGAUCACAGCAUGUCUAUUAUCGGAAUCAGGGACAGCCCUCUGAAGAACGUCCUUCUGAAAGUCAUUGAAUGUCCAAUAUGCGCCGACACGAUGAGAAGUCCCAUCGUGCUGUGUGAAAGUGGACACAGCAUCUGCCAAAACUGCCGGGAGAAAGUGGAAGUAUGCCCGAUUUGCAAAGGAGAAUAUCCAGGAAUACGAAACCGCCUGGCCGAAGACAUCGCUACCCACAUUGCUCUUCAGCGGUGCAAAAACGACAAUAGGGGAUGCCAGGAACUUGUCCCCACCAACGACCUCGACGGCCACGAAGCCGACUGCCCUUACAGACUUUACCUGUGCAGGAUGUGCAAAGGGCGCGUAAUAUUUCACGAAAUGAGUGACCACUUCGAGAAGCUGCACCCGGAGAACGUUAUGAAAAACGGUGUUCCCAGGAGAGUAACAAUCCGAGAGGUUCGGCCGGAUUGCUCCUACACUUAUCAAAUCGAUGCCUAUGAGCGCCUCUUCUGGUUCUGGAGGAAAAACGCUGGGGAUCUUGUGCAUCUCGGAGUACAGUUGGUAGGAAACCCAAGGAAUCAUACUCAUUUCUUUUAUCGUCUAGAAAUAACCUCUCCAGAUCGAGAAACUCAAGUUGUUUUCAAUGCCCCAGUGCACUCAGAAAACGAAAGAGGUCCUGCCUUGAUAACGUCAUCUAAAUGUGCAGUCGUUUCAGCUGAACUGCUCGAUCAGGGAGCUAUUUACAGUGUUUUUAUUUCGCAGUAUGAGAAUUUAGAACCUGUAGAAAAUUCGGAAUCCAAUCUGUAA